Messenger RNA from Brassica rapa (field mustard), 3883 nucleotides. RefSeq lists its product as uncharacterized. Lineage: Eukaryota; Viridiplantae; Streptophyta; Magnoliopsida; Brassicales; Brassicaceae. The record is from RefSeq and is a predicted model, not a curated record.
GUAACUUACUGAACAUAAGAAUCGUAAAUUGUUGAAAUUCCUAGUCUUAGGUUUCUUGCUUCAGCAGCGAACUCUGGCCAUUUGUUGUUUAUCUGAGCCCAAGUCAAUGAAUCUACUGGAUGACGCAUAGUUCCAUCUUCAGAAGCAUUAGUGGAGUGCCAAGACAAGUCCUCUGCCAACCGCUUUGAUCUAAACAUUCUCCUGAACCUGUCUUUAAUCGGAAAAUACCUAAGCACCUUAACAGGAAUCCCUUUCUUCUCCUCACCAGUCUGCUUAUCCUUCUCCCAUCUUGAUUCACUACAUCUUGGACAGCUGACUGCAUCCUCAAACUCUUUUCUAUACAAAAUGCAGUCAUUCUUGCAGACGUGGAUGACAUCAUACCCAAAACCAAACUGUUUCAGAAACUUCUUCAUCUCAUCUUUAGACUUAGGUAGAACGUUUUCACCGGGAAGCAGAUCAUGAACUAGGGACAGAAGCUGAUCGAAAUAGUUCUCAGACAUCCCACUCUUCACCUUUAUCCUGUAAAGUCCCAUGAUUGCAGCAACCUUUGUAAAUUUCAGACAGUUUGGGUACAACGGAGUUUCUGCAUCCUUUAACUUCUUUGUAAACUCAACUUCUUCAGGCGUAUCAGUGCCCUCAAACACUCCAGCAUUCUCCUCUGCGUAUCCUUCGCUGCCUUGACUUCGCAUGAAGGUUGUUCUGAACAAGUCGUAAGCCUCAUUUUCAGACCAGAUCACAUUAGCUGACUCAUCAGGUCUUGUCUCCCCGUGUUUAGACCAAAACUUACAGCUCUUGUACUUCUCAUACAUUCCUCUAAUCACCAGGUGCUCGAAAACUUUCUCACUAGAUUGGUGGCAGACAUUGCGACAAUCAACACAAGGGCAGAACAUUUCAUCUGGAUCACCUAAACGUUUUGAUGAAGAAGACACGAACUCACUAGCUCCUUUCUCAUACUCAAGGCUAUUCCUAUAUGGUUAAAACAAGUGAGAACUAAACACUGAGACUUAAAAAAUUUUAAAAGAACAAGUGAAGUUAAUACCUUGGUAACCAGACCCAAGAUUUAUCCAUGAUACAGCUCCGACGAAAUGAACAUACAAGAGUCUCACUUUAUCAAGCCAGAACAACAAAACAAUAAGGGAUUUAACAGCAAAACAGAACGAGAUUACUCACCUUAAAAAAAUCUCUUCGGAUUUAAAUUAGAGUCUCCUACAAAAGAAGACAAUGUUGUUAAGUAAGAUACAAGAUUUUACAGAAAUGAACAAGUAAAAGAGAAACCCAGAAAUUGAAAAGAACAAAUACCUUAAGCCAAAGCUGUCGGAAAAUAAAGGUUCCUGCAAACGAGCAUGUAAAACUGAUUCAAUUAAACAUGCAAUAACCCUAAAUCAGUUAUAUAGAAGAGAUAAAUCGAUUUUCAAUCGAUUAGGAUAGAAAAGAGAUGAAACCCGAGUUCACCUUCGAUGGAAUCGGAAAGGAUUUCAAUCAAAGGGGAUUUAAAUAAGAGUUAAUCCACGUUGAGUAAUCGUUGGAGCUGAGGAAUUGAGAAUGAAAAUUCGAGUGAAAGAGAUUGAGGUCGAGUGUUUGAUGGAGAGUGAAGAACAAAGAGAGAGAGGGAAGAACAAAACCCUACUAAUUUGGGAUUAAUUUUGGAUUCUAAUUGGGUUUUAGGAGCCAAAUUAUUUCUAAGUGUCGCGGUCAUUACCGCGUAAUCAAGCAUAACACUUUUUUUUUUAAUCUGCUAUAUUAAUUAAGCGUCUUCUUUCAAACCAUAUACGCUUAAAUGAUUUUUCAACUCGAAACUGUAACAUAACGUUUGGAAAUAUACAACCGCUAUCUUUAAAACACGAGUAUACCUACCAUAGCACAAUCGAAAAAAACGCUAUUCUGGUAUGCUAUUAAAACCCAUUUUUCUUGUAGUGAGGCAUACAAUAACUUUGGAGUUUUACCACAGUAACUUUAGUUUUACUGUGGUAACUCAGUUAAAGCUUGGAAAGUGAUCUUGCUUCACUUUGGAGAGUUACCCACGACCAAGGAGCUCUUGGAUAAGGAAGGAGCAGUCUGGAUAAGGUUUCCUCAAGCUAGAGAGGCUGGAGACAGGCUGUAAAGUAGACAGCAUCUAGUAAAAGAUGCCAAAGGGAUCAAGCAUGUGAAGACUCCCAUUGGAUGCUUUUGGAUGGCUCUCUUUGACUACACAUGCUCUGAAUCUCUUUCUUAUCUUAUGGAUUUCGAAAUGUAUUGUCUCUCUCACAUAAAUAUGUUGUAAACCUCAUCUUUAAUGAUUAAUGGAGUUUUGAGUCUCUCUCUUUAUUCUCUCACUAAAAUCUCUUAAUCUCUUUAAUCUUUUCAUCUGAUUAUCUCUGAUUAUUUGAAUCAUGCUCUAAUACACAAAAGUGUAUAUGGUAUCAGAGCCAGGUUGGCAAAAAGGGGGUGAGUGUGAUUUCUUUUUCUCAAAAUCAGAGUGUUCUUGAGUGUUCUUGAGUGUUCUUGGGAUUAUUGAGGUUUCUGGGUAUGUGUGUUGUCUAUUCUUUUGUGGCUGGGUUUAUUUGAGAUUCUCUGGUGGAAACAUGGAUAUGAAGCACGAAUCUAGUGGAGCAGUGAAGAUUCAAGAAGAAAACAAGUGGGUUUGGCCAAGAUGGGUAAAGACAGCUUUGGGAAGCUGUGAGAUUUGGAGUAAUCAAGUAAAGGGAGAACCUUUAAUGGAGAGAGCUGCUGAUGGGGGUCAGACAGCAAGGUUGAAAUGUGAAGAUCAGUUGAGUCUUGAAGAAAGUAUAUCUCUUGAGAAGAUUGAAGAUGUUUAUGAGAACAAGAUCAAUCUAAGGAGGAUGUAUGAAGUCAGGAAGAUGAUCUGUGAGUUGAAACAAGGGAAAAAAGGUUUCAAUCAGCAUGUGAAGAAGCUGAGAUGUUUGUGGUCGGAGUUACAAAGCUUGAGACCAAGAAGUUGUGAUCCGAGAGUGCUAGAAGAGUGGCGAGAGCAAGAUGUUGUCUUCAGCCUCCUUGCAAGCUUGGAUUCAUCUCAUGGCUGGUUGGUAAAGCUUAUUCUCAAGGAAGAGAAGCUACCCAACAUGGAAGAAGUGUGUGUACUUGUUCAGAGGCUUCAUCAAGUGAUGGAAGAGAACAAAGAGAUAACUUGGAGUAAGGAGGGUGCUAAAAGGAAGAAGGGAAGGCUGAGACGACGUUCUAAGGCUCAGAUCAGAAGAGGAAGGUGUUGGAAGAGAAGCAUACUGUCUGGUUAUCAAGGUAGCUAUUGUACUAUGAAGAUGGGCAGAGUAGAAGCACAACAGAUUCUUAUGGGAGAGUGUUCUUACUCAGCUUACAUGGGAGAAUCUGUAGAGAGCAGUGGGGUUAUGAGGAAGCUAGAGACCAAAGGAGCGGAUGAGCGUGUCACAAAGGAGGAAUGGGAUGAGUUUGUCAAGUAUGUGUAUGCACAUCCAACAAACCCAUCAUUGUUGAUUCUGGAGCAAGUCAUCACAUGAUUAGUGACAGAAGCUUAAUGAGUGAUGUAAAGAAAGCUACUGGGGGUGUGAUGAUAGCUAAUGGUGAUAGGAUUCCUAUAGAAGGAGUUGGAAAGCUCAAGCUAUUUGAUAAAGACUCAGAUGCCUUCUACAUGCCACAGUUUGCUUCAAAUCUACUAUCUGUAAGGAAAGCCACAAUUGAUCUUGGCUGUCAAGUAGUAUUCAGGCCAGAUGAUGUUGAGUUCCAAGAUUUGAAGACUGGAAGGGUCAUUGGGAGAGGAGACAGCAAGAAUAAUCUAUACCAGCUCCAAUUGGCUAAGAUUUCUAAACCCUUUGAUUCUAUGUGUUUGAGUAGUACUUAUGAGAAGAUUGAUAGUAUUACUUGGCAUGCUAGAUUGGGUCAUCCUCAUGCUCGUGCUAUUGAAUUGAUAAUU